ACGUGGGACGAGACCCUGUCUAAAUCAGCUGAGGACUGGGCCCACGCGUGUCUGUGACACGGACCUCGACACCUCCUCAGGUUCCUGGGCCAGAACCUCUCUGUCAGGGACCGGACGGUGGACUACCGCUCUAUUCUCCAGUUAGUGAAGCCCUGGCAUGAUGAAGUGAAGGACUAUGUGUUCCCUUAUCCCCGGGACUGCAACCCCAGAUGCCCCCUGAAAUGCUACGGACCCAUGUGUACACAUUAUACACAGAUGGUUUGGGCCACAACAAACAAAGUCGGCUGUGCUAUACACACCUGUCACAAUAUGAACGUGUGGGGGAACGUGUGGAAACGGACAACAUUCUUAGUGUGUAACUAUUCAUCUAAAGGGAACUGGAUCGGAGAGGCACCCUACAAAGUAGGCGUCCCGUGCUCCGCCUGUCCCCCGAGCUACGGAGGCUCCUGUUCCAACAACAUGUGCUUCCCAGCCCUCAACACAAACUAUCUGCAGUGGUUCAAAUAGAGCCCGGAGUCCCUGUCCAGACUAAGUCUGCGUCCCAAAUCACACCCUAUUCCCUAUUGCCAUUUGGUGCUAACACGCUGACCCCCGACCCCAACACAGAGACUUUCCCCCUUGAAGGAUUUGCACAACAUUUGUGGAAAACACACUUAUUUAAGAUUAAAGCAUACAUUUAUAAUAAUGUGUACAUAGAAUUCAUGUUUUUUUAUUUUACAUAUUUUUUUUAUUUUUUAAAUGAUUAUCAUAUGAUGAAUUAGAUUGAUUGAUUGAUAGUCGGAUGAUAAUCUCUGAAGUAUGUUUCCUGCCAGUGUUCCAGUAUACUGGGUUUACCGUUGGUCAUGUACCCAUAGAAUGUGGACACGCAUGGAGGUGCCUCACGGUGGGCCAAAUGGAUACAAGUUAUUGACAUUUCAACACUACAGUAGCAAAAGCAGAACUAGUUUUUAAAAGUGAUUGUUAACUAACUUUCACAUAUUUUUUAUUGGGGGGGGCUUUCUUAGCUAAUCAUCAUAACUGUGGAGAGAAAUACAUUAAUUUAUGUAUUGUUAAUUAGGGCUCGAUUCAAUCUGUACCAAUUCUAUGGCGUAAUAGACAUUUAAAGGCAAUGUGAGCAGAGUUUAUUUUUUUAAACCAGGCAAGUCAGUUAAGAACAAAUUCUUAUUUUCAAUGACUGCCUAGGAACAGUGGGUUAAGUUCCUGUUCAGGGGCAGAAUGAUAGAUUUGUACCUUGUCAGCUCGGGGAUUUGAACUGGCAACCUUCUGGUUACUAGUCCAACACUCUAACCACUAGGCUACCCUGCCGGCCUGGAGUGAGCAGAGACCGCGUUCACGGUAAACACUGCAUAUGUCGGCUCAAUCAGAAAUUAUCUUUAAAUUUCAAUUGCCAAGUAACUCUGAACUUUGGUGAUUCAGAUUGAAUCGACCCCUUAGCCACCGCAAAUCUCUCUUAGCUAGCAAACGCAACGCUGUGUCCUAAACUGCACUGUGUCUCCAGCGAUGCUUCGUUUUUUUGUCUGUUAUAAUGUGCUGCGUUAUAACACACCUUGCAAUGAAUCCCAGCAUGUGUCAAUGGUGCUGAAGGCAUUGCACACAAUGUGUAGCUUAUGCCUUGUCAUGGUCAAAAGAACAUGGACUCAGGUCUCAGACCUCAACAAACAUGAAGCACUCAACCACUAGGCUACCAAGCCACAUAGCAACUGAAGCUUACCCAACAGCCUGCCAAGCCACAUAGCAACUGAAGCUUACCCAACAGCCUGCCAAGCCACAUAGCAACUGAAGCUAACCCAACAGCCUACCAAGCCACAUAGCAACUGAAGCUAACCCAACAGCCUACAGAGCCACAUAGCAACUGAAGCUAACCCAACAGCCUACAGAGCCACAUAGCAACUGAAGCUAACCCAACAGCCUACAGAGCCACAUAGCAACUGAAGCUAACCCAACAGCCUACAGAGCCACAUAGCAACUGAAGCUAACCCAACAGCCUACCAAGCCACAUAGCAACUGAAGCUAACCCAACCAGUAGGUUACCAAGCCACAUAGCAACUACAGCUAACCCAACAGACUACCAAGCCACAUAGCAACUACAGCUAACCCAACAGACUACCAAGCCACAUAGCAACAACAGCUAACCCAACCAGUAGGUUACCAAGCCACAUAGCAACUACAGCUAACCCAACAGACUACCAAGCCACAUAGCAACUACAGCUAAUCCAACAGACUACCAAGCCACAUAGCAACUACAGCUAACCCAACAGACUACCAAGCCACAUAGCAACAACAGCUAACCCAACCAGUAGGUUACCAAGCCACAUAGCAACUACAGCUAACCCAACAGACUACCAAACAACAUAGCAACUACAGCUAACCCAACAGACUACCAAACCACAUAGCAACUACAGCUAACCCAACAGACUACCAAACCACAUAGCAACUACAGCUAACCCAACAGACUACCAAGCCACAUAGCAACUACAGCUAACCCAACAGACUACCAAACCACAUAGCAACUACAGCUAACCCAACCAGUAGGUUUCCAAACAACAUAGCAACUACAGCUAACCCAACAGACUACCAAACCACAUAGCAACUACAGCUAACCCAACAGACUACCAAACCACAUAGCAACUACAGCUAACCCAACAGACUACCAAACCACAUAGCAACUACAGCUAACCCAACAGACUACCAAACCACAUAGCAACUACAGCUAACCCAACAGACUCUGAGCAUACAGAAGGCUCAGUGGAAAGUGUAUACCAUGGGACAGAUGGACAGUAUUGCAUUGAAAGGAUCCAGGUAUGUCCUUAUAGCAUGGGUUUUGGUCGAUGGCUUUGAUUCUGUUGUUGUGUCAUGUUGUAUAAUGUUCACUGAACUGUUUUCGGUUCUUAGAUGGAAAACCACUCCAUAGAACCUCAUACCCAAAACAUCAAUAUCCUCACACUACAUUCAUACUGUUGCUAAGUUAUAUUCCAGAAAUAUUUAAUUAAAGGAUGUUUUUUUUUUAAUUGUUUUGUAAAAUAAACUUUAUAUAAAUGUGGAAUUAUU
Messenger RNA from Oncorhynchus masou masou (cherry salmon), 3048 nucleotides. RefSeq names its product peptidase inhibitor 15-A-like. The record is from RefSeq and is a predicted model, not a curated record. Lineage: Eukaryota; Metazoa; Chordata; Actinopteri; Salmoniformes; Salmonidae.